This is a messenger RNA of Kwoniella botswanensis, 2985 nucleotides long. RefSeq lists its product as uncharacterized. Gene Ontology annotation, biological process: glutathione catabolic process; proteolysis. The record is from RefSeq and is a predicted model, not a curated record. Lineage: Eukaryota; Fungi; Basidiomycota; Tremellomycetes; Tremellales; Cryptococcaceae. The coding region runs from base 1 to 2985 and encodes 994 amino acids. The transcript has 14 exons. Gene Ontology annotation, molecular function: peptidase activity; protein binding.
AUGUCACUUGCCGACUCACGAAUCUUACCCAACCUUUACGAUGGACUGGCAACCCCACCAAUCUUAUCUCCCCCUCCUACACCUACAUCUAAACCUCGCUAUCAUUACACACCAAAUAAUCAUGUGAGGAUCACCACUCUCUCACCUCGUCCCAACAACGUUUCUUCCUCUCCUAUCCGUUCGACCUCGACCUCUGCCAAAACCAUCUCACCAAUCUCACCAUCAAUUGUCUAUCCCAUGGCACCGCCUUCUACGCUUGUGGACAUUCCUCUCGGAUCAUUACAACCCGCUCAAUUACCCCCGCCGUGCAAAAUCGUACCUGCCAAUCGCAUGAAACUGAAACUAUACUCGAAAACCGAAGCAGACUCACUCACGAGAGAACGGAAGGGCAAGAUGCCCGCUCUGUCUCACCUGCUGAGCGUAGGUAAUGGGAGAGGUUUGAGUAUAGCGGCGGAUGAGAAAUAUAUUUAUGCCGGAUGUCAAAGUAAGGAUAAUGAGAUUACAGUAUUCUCGAGAGCGUCACUCCAGCCAAUGUACAGACUCAUGGGUCACGAAGGCAGUAUAUUGGCUUUGCUCUGCAUCGAAGAAAAGAAAUGGCUCGUGAGCGCCAGCAGUGCGGGCGAUGUUAGGAUCUGGUCGACGAGGACGCUAGAGUUGAUCUACAUCAUCCAUCCUUGCGAUGAUACCGCCGGAGAUAUCUAUUCGUUAGCUUGGGAUGAACGGGAGGGAGGAACGCUCUACUUCGGUUCACAAUCCGCUUCUAUCGAAUGGGUCAACUUCUCUGGACCAGGACCCAUUCGUCGAAGACGUGUCUCAGUUGCUGCGGCCAGUACAGUUGAAGUGGUUCCUUUAAGUCAAAACGGGGUCGAUCCAGCCCAAUCUCGUCCCGGUCCCUCUCAGCGGACAGGUCGAUACAAACCUCAUCAUUUCUUCAAUAAUCCACCUGAAGGAGGAUCAUGUUCGGGUAGCGGUACCAACACGCCUCGAUCACCUGUCAUCGCUUCGAAUACUCCCCCACCCUGUGGAGGAUCGGGCCGAAGGGAAUUUUUCACCUCUGCCGAUUUGGACAAGUUGAGUCUGAACGAGAGGGCCGAACAUCCCGCUACGGAGUUGGAGAUAGGUGCCGAGUCGCGUAUAGCCUUUGCCCACUAUGGCUAUACCUAUGCGCUCGAGCUUAUCUCCAGACCUAAUGGGAGGAAAUGGUUGGUCAGCGGGAGCGGAGAUUCCGACGUGAAGAUCUGGGAUUGCGAGUCCGGUGGGGGAGGUUUAAGUCUAGUAAAGACAUUUGAUAAUUUACCUGGAGGAGUAUUAUCAUUCGCUGUGAGAGAUUCGUUGCUCUAUGCUGGACUUCAAGCUGGAGAGAUAGUAGUAUGGGAUCUGGAGACGGGAGCGUGUAUACGAACGAUCGAAGCGCACGAUGCGGAUGUGCUUUCCAUGUCGGUAUUAGGUGGUGAUGUGUAUACUGCUGGUGCAGAUGGGAGGGUCCUCAGGGUCAAUGAGGAGUUCGACUGUACGGCUGUUUGGAAAGCCCAUGCGGGGACGGUCAUGAGUACUGUGGUGGUAAAAGGUACGAGACCCGGUGGAUGGGAAUUGAUAACCACAGGGAGUGAUUCGUUCGUCAAGAUAUGGAAUGUUGAUUUGUCAAAAGCUUCCACACACGAUAGUGAGGUUGAUGUGGAAGGUGAAGGUGAUGUUAUGCUUUACGCGUUAUCAAAAUUGGUGGCUGUACCCACAGUCUCGGACGAAGCUCACCGAGAGAGUUGUCGACAAGGUGCUCACUUGUUGAAGAAGAUAUUAUCUCAACUUGGAGCGACAUCCGAAGUGUUAUCCGGUGAACAAGGUAAAAACCCUUUGGUAUUCGCCACUUUCACCGGGCGAGAUAUCGGUAGGUCAAGAAAGAGAUUGUUGUUUUAUGGCCAUUAUGAUGUCCAACCUGCUGAUGAAGAGAAAUGGGAGACGAAUCCCUGGGAACUGUCAGGUCGUAAUGGAUACCUGUACGGAAGAGGGGUCACCGAUAACAAAGGUCCUAUACUGGCUGUCGCUUGUGCUGCUGCUUCGUUGAGACAACGCAGAGAGCUAGACGUGGACCUAGUGAUGAUCAUCGAAGGAGAGGAAGAAGCCGGAAGUAGGGGAUUCGCAUCUACCGUAAGAAAGCAUAAGUCCGACAUCGGUCAUAUCGACGCUGUCCUCCUAUCCAACUCCACGUGGAUCGAUGAAGCGGACCCAUGUGUGGUAUUCGGUAUGCGUGGUGUCGUCUAUGCCAAUCUCAGUGUUUCCAGCAAGACCGAAGACCUUCAUAAUGGUGUGGAUGGUGGAUCGACCACAGAACCGAUGUUCGAUAUGGUCAAAGUGUUAGGUGCUUUGUCGGACAAGGAUGGUGUGAAAGUUCCAGGGUUCUAUGAUACGGUCAGACCACCAACCGAAGAAGAACUGUCGCUUUUACGAGAUGUCUCUUCGGCUUCAGGUCGAUCUUUAGAAGAACUGAUCAAAGUCUGGAGACAACCUUCAUUCUCUAUUGCCAAUAUCGUCUCUUCAGGAUCGGGCAACAAGACAGUCAUUCCUAAAGAAGUAUCAGCCGAUAUCAGUAUGCGUAUUGUACCUGAUCAACAGCUCGAAGAUAUCGUUAGGGAUCUGAAAGAUUACUGUAAGAAGGUAUUCGAAGAGUUGGAUAGUCCACAUUCUUUCGAGAUCCAAGUAACUCACUCCGCUUCCUGGUGGUUAACAUCCCUCGACUCACCCUAUUUCAAAGCACUCGAAUCGUCCGUUCAGGACGUAUGGGGUGUGAAACCCCUCAAGAUCAGGGAAGGAGGUACGGUCCCCACUGUAUUCUGGUUGGAGAAGGAAUUCGGCGCUCCGUGUGUCCAUCUACCCCUUGGACAGAGUAGUGAUGCGGGUCAUUUGGCAAAUGAACGAAUGAGGUUGUUGAAUCUCAGAAACGGUAAAAGAGUCAUCGAAGCUUAUCUUGCCAGAUUAGCUGGUAUCUAA